AUUAGUUAAAAAAAAUUUAACUAAACUUAUUUGAUCUAAAAAAAUUUAAUUCAACUUAUUUACGUUACUUAAUCUGACUAGCAAAAACAUAUUACUCCUCCAACACCUAUUUGAAAAAAAAGAAGAAAGAAAAAUCUGCUGUAAAAUUAAACUAUGUUGUCACACAGGCGAAGGAAUAGAUUUCAGAAAGGGGAUAAUUGUGUGUCGCAAUACAGUUGGAAUCAAGUAGGUGCUUGUUAUGAAAUAGAAUGAAAAGAUGCGCAAAGCCAAAUUAAAGGAAAGCAUUUUAACUGCUUGCUUAUGAAUUUACAGUCUUAUUCUGCGCGCCACCUUCAAUUCUCAUGCCAGUUCUCUGCGAUGGCUGCUUCAAUUUCACACUUUAACUUUCCCCUCCUCAAUUCUACCACAAAACCCCAUGUUAAACAUUACCCACCUCUCAACAUUCCUAAAUUCUCUCCGUCCCCUGCCAGAAUCCCUUUUUCUAAAGAGAAAUGCAAGCAGUCAACUCUCCGUUAUGCGUUUAGCUCAUUUACCGAUUUGUUAACUGGACAUGGUAACUUGCUUCUUUUUAAUCUUGAUCAUGUUUAUGGCCCACUCCUCGAGCUGUGUGCAUCCGAGAAGGCUCUGUUACAAGGCCAACAAAUUCAUGCCCAUAUCAUUAAAUCUAAUGUAGCGCGUAUUUCUGUUUUCUUGAGCACUAAGCUUGUGUUCAUGUAUGGCAAGUGCGGUUCUGUUCUGCAUGCGAAAAGGGUGUUCGAUAAAAUGUGUGAAAGAACUAUUUUUACGCGGAACGCUAUGUUGGGUUCUUACGUUUCAAAUGGGGAACCCUUGCAAGCUCUUGAAAUGUAUAGGGAAAUGCGGUGUUUGGGUGUUCCUUUUGAUUCGUACACUUUUCCUUAUUUGCUUAAAGCGUGUGCCACAGUUCAAGAUCUUCGUUGUGGGGCUGAGAUCCAUGGUCUAGCUAUUAAAUGCGGGAAUGAUUCUAUUGUUUACGUGGCUAAUUCUCUUGUUACCAUGUACGCAAAGUGCAAUGAUCUAAACGGCGCAAGGAAAUUGUUCGACAGAAUGAACGAUAGAAGUGAUGUUGUGUCAUGGAAUUCUAUGAUUUCUGCAUAUUCUGGGAAUGGGUGUUGCAUAGAAGCACUAGGACUCUUUAGAGAAAUUCAUAAGGCUGCUGUUGCUACAAAUGCUUAUACUCUUGUUGCUGUUCUUCAGGCAUGUGAGGAUUACUCUUCUAUGAAACUGGGUAUGGAAAUACAUGCUGCUAUCCUGAAAUCAAGACAAUUGCUUGACGUUUAUGUGGCUAAUGCCUUGCUAGCUAUGUAUUUUAGAUUUGGCAAAAUGGCUGAGGCUGCAGUAAUUUUUGAUGACUUGGACGACAAGGACAUUGUCACAUGGAAUUCCAUGCUCACGGGCUUCAUCCAAAAUGGUCUCUACAAUGAAGCUUUGCAAUUCUUCCAUGAUUUGCAGGAUGCUGGUUUGAAACCUGACCAGGUUUCCGUAAUAAACAUUAUUGUGGCAUCUGGGAGAUUGGGUUAUCUAUUGAAUGGAAGGGAAAUUCAUGCUUAUGCAAUAAAGAACGGGUUUGCUUAUAAUGUACUGGUUGGGAAUACACUUAUAGAUAUGUAUGCAAAGUGUUGUUGCAUGAUUUAUGCUGGCCGUGCAUUUCAUAAGAUUCCCAAUAAAGAUUUUAUUUCUUGGACUACUAUUAUAACUGGGUAUGCUCAAAACAAUUGUCACAUUGAGGCCUUAGAAUUGUUUAGAGAAGUGCAAAUGGAAGGGAUGGAUGUUGAUGCAAUGAUGAUGGGAAGCGUAUUGCUGGCAUGUGGUGGACUGAAAUGCUUGAUACUGGUAAAAGAAAUCCAUGGUUACAUUAUAAGGCGAGGUCUAUCUGAUCCAGUUCUGCAGAACACAAUAAUUAGUGCAUAUGGAGAGUGUGGUACUGUUGACUACAUGUCUCGAAUGUUUGAGUCAAUUGAAUGUAAAGAUAUUGUGUCAUGGACGAGCAUGAUAUCGUCUUAUGUCCAUAAUGGGCUUGCAAAUGAAGCUCUUGAAGUCUUUUACUCAUUCAAAGAAGCUACUCUUGAACCAGAUUCUAUAAUUCUAGUAAGCUUACUCUCUGCUGUUGCCAGUUUAUCAACCUUGAAGAAAGGAAAAGAGAUUCAUGGUUUCAUAAUCCGGAAGGGUUUGAUAUCAGAAAAAACUACAGUGAAUGCUCUUGUGGAUAUGUAUGCUCGCUGUGGAAGUCUAGAUAAUGCAUGUAAGAUAUUUAUUAGUACUAGAAAUAAAAGUUUAGUUCUUUGGACUGCUAUGAUCAAUGCAUAUGGAAUGCAUGGCCAUGGUGAAGCAGCUGUUGAAUUAUUCACGAGAAUGAAGGGUGAAAAAUUAAUUCCUGAUCAUAUCACCUUUCUAGCAAUUCUUUAUGCAUGCAGUCAUUCAGGAUUGAUUAAUGAAGGAAAAAGAUUUAUUGAAAUUAUGGAGAAUGAUUAUCAGUUGGAGCCAUGGGCAGAACAUUAUGCCUGUUUGGUUGAUCUUCUUGGACGUACAAAUCACAUAGAAGAGGCAUACCAAUUUGUUAAAAGUAUGCCGAUUGCAUCUACUCCUGAAGUUUGGUGUGCACUUCUUGGGGCUUGCCGAGUUCAUUCUAAUAAGGAAAUCGGAGAAAUUGCAGCACAGAAGCUCUUAGAUAUGGAUAUAGAUAAUCCUGGAAAUUAUGCACUUGUAUCCAAUGUCUUUGCAGCUAGUGGCAGAUGGAAAGAUGUCCAAAAAGUUAGAAUGAAAAUGAAGGGAAUUGGAUUGAAGAAAAACCCUGGAUGUAGUUGGAUUGAGGUUGGGAACAAAGUUCACACUUUCCUUGCUAGAGACAGGUCGCACCCUGAAUGUGAUAAAAUUUACCAAAAGUUAGCUCAAAUUACUGAAAAGUUGGAGAGGGAAGGAGGCUAUGUUGCUCAAACCAAAUUUGUUUUGCAUAAUGUAGGGGAAGAAGAGAAAGUUCAUAUGCUUUAUGAGCAUAGUGAAAGGCUGGCCAUUGCAUACGGCCUAUUGAGCACUGCCAAGGGAACUCCAAUUAGAAUUACAAAAAAUCUUAGAGUUUGUGGUGAUUGUCAUACAUUCUGUAAGCUAGUUUCGAAACUAUUUGUAAGAAAGCUGAUUGUGAGGGACGCCAGUAGAUUUCAUCAUUUUGAAGAUGGAGCCUGCUUUUGUGGAGAUUUUUGGUGAUCAACAAGACUUUGUAUUCCAGAAUUUGGCUUGAAAGAUCUCUUUUGGUUCAUUCUUGCUGCUUAAGGUUAGGAAAAAUCACUCGUUACUGGGAGGAGGUGCAAAGUUAUGAUUUUCAAGUCCUCUACUUUGGUUUGUUACAACAGAGAGAGAUAUUUGUUAGCUCCUCGCACUAGCGGGUUGGACUUUGGGGCUAACAUCAUUUGGCAAGUUUUCGGGUAUUGUCCUGAAGCAACUCCAUUCUGCGUCUUGCACCUUUGUGUGGACUUGCAGAAGAUGGUUGCAUCUAGGAAUAAGCAGAGGAGAACAGAGCUGAAAUCCUAUUAUUUUCAAUAAGAAUCAAAACUAAUAUGUUUCAAUUGAAGGGAAGGCAGAUUCAGACGGGCAAGUAUAAUGCUCAUGUUCACAUCAAUUUAGUGAUUAUAUUGGUAAUAGACGGAAGUUCAUCAUUGGUUCCUGACCACCGUAAGAUCAGAUGGAGCUCUAGAUAUCAUUCGAAGAUUGUGAAUGUAUAAAGAUUCAUCUCUCUGGUUCAGAUUAUCAGUGUGUGUGGUUUUGUAAAUGAUUACCUGCAUAAUCCUGUAAAAAGAAAAACAAGGAGGAAAACAAAAGGGAAGUGAUAGCAGAUGUGAAAUAUUGUUGACUUGUAGUGCCAUUGUUACUCUAAUGAAGAUAUCUUGUUGAACGGCAAAUUUUGGAAAGAUAAUUCAAGUUGAUAUAAAACUCAAUAUUGUUGUGGCGAACCCCAUACUUUCUGUAA
This is a messenger RNA of Manihot esculenta (cassava), 3979 nucleotides long. Its product is annotated as pentatricopeptide repeat-containing protein At3g63370, chloroplastic. Bases 301 to 3219 code for a protein of 972 amino acids. The record is from RefSeq and is a predicted model, not a curated record. Gene Ontology annotation, biological process: RNA modification. Gene Ontology annotation, molecular function: protein binding; RNA binding; zinc ion binding. The transcript has a single exon. NCBI's taxonomy places the organism in Eukaryota, Viridiplantae, Streptophyta, Magnoliopsida, Malpighiales, Euphorbiaceae.